Molecule: messenger RNA, 2094 nt
Organism: Cephus cinctus (wheat stem sawfly)
Lineage: Eukaryota; Metazoa; Arthropoda; Insecta; Hymenoptera; Cephidae
Product: potassium/sodium hyperpolarization-activated cyclic nucleotide-gated channel 1
Exons: 9
Coding region: 248-1945 (565 amino acids)
Source: RefSeq, a predicted model, not a curated record
UAGUUAGGAUUUUUGAGUAUAAAUCGCGUUGUUUUGCAAAACUAUGUAUAAUAUUGUUUUUGUUAUUUAACUUCAAAAUGUUAACUGAAUCAACAGAUUGUGUUAAAAAAAAUCUAUUUUCUUCUCUGUACACUGAAGAUUAGUCUAAGAAAUACGUAUUUUUCAUUACUGGUUAUUUAUUAUUUGUAAUCUUUGAGUCGCUCUUGAGCUCCAUUUUUUCUCAUCCUUAUUCUUGGUGUAUGUUGAUAUGGAUUUAAUGAUGCUCGUGCCUGAUAACGAAUCACAGAGUACUCCUCGAUUAGAACAUGUGUGCGAAGUACCUGAAGAGGAGGAUGAAUUACUUGAGCUUAUUGCAGGGAAUACAUUGAUACCCAGAUUUCGACGAUGGGUCGUUAGACAAUGUAUGUUGUCAAUAAAUCAUCCUGGUACACGUGCUUGUAUGAAGAGUACAGCAUCAAUUAAUUAUGAGAAAAGUAGACACAUCAGAUCUUAUCCGUAUAUGAUACAUCCUUUCAGCCAAUUUAGAUGUCACUGGGAAACGAUAAUAUUUGUUUUUACGUUACUUGUUCUCUCCGUAAUACCGGGUUUGGCCACGUUUUAUUUCGAAGAACAUGAAAAAUUAAUCUUCGGAUCAUUAAUCAUUGACGCUGUUUUUCUGAUAGACAUCGUCUUGAGGUUUUUAACAGGACACUACGAUUAUUCGACAAAGGUUAUUGUCCUGGAUCCAAGAAUGGUGGCUCAAAAGUAUUUCAAAGGUUUCUUUAUAGUGGAUCUUUUAUCGGCUAUCCCUUUGGAAAUAUUAGCAAUCUUUAUAGCCAGACGGCAAAAAAAUGAGUGGUACUACAAUUGCUUGUAUCUCAUUAAAAUUGCGAGACUCCGAGUAAUCCUCGUUUACGGAAAACGACUUUGUUACAAUUAUCGUGUCUCGUUUCAAAUGCAUAAGAGUCUUGAAACUAUUAUAAUUUCUAUGUUAAUUAUUCAUUGGAGUGCCUGUCUCGAAUAUUAUUUACCAUUGAUGGUAUUGAGAAUACCAGGUACAAAUGAAAUUGGAGAUUCGUGGAUCUUGUCUGAUUACAUGAAGAAGAAAAAUAGUGGAAUAAGAAAGUAUAUACAGAGUCUUAAUCGUGCCGCCAUUGCUCUUACUAGUUCUGCACAUUUUCUUACCGUGAAAACACCAGAAGAUGUUAUUUUAAACGUAAUUUUAACAGUAAUCGGUAAAAUUGGCUUAAUCUAUAUACUAGGACAAGUUUUGCAAUUAAUAACUACACUCCGCUCGCGCAGUAAAGGGUAUUCCAAGUUGCUUCAACAAUUGCACGAGUACAUGAGAUACAAGGAAUUGCCAUUGACAAUUCAGCGACGAAUUCUUGCCUAUUUCGAUUAUACCAGUAAAAAGAGCUUCGAAAGAGAAAAGUAUAUAAUGACGCAAGUUUCGUCGCAAUUACGUGAAGAAUUAUUAUUUCAUAAUUACAACAAAUUCGUUGAGAAUAUUAAAUUAUUUCGACAUUUACCGCCUCAAGCUAUUACACACAUAAUAACGUCAUUACGUUCUGAAGUCUUUUUAACUAAUGACGUUAUAAUUAAAGCCGGUACACCGGGCGAUGCAUUAUUUUUCAUAGUUUCCGGUACAGUGGCUAUAUACACAAGCGCAGGAAAGGAGAUUUGCCAUUUGGAGAACGGAGCACAUUUUGGCGAAGUUGCACUGGUUAUGGAAAACGAACAUCGUAUUGCCACUGUCGUUGCUAUCGAGACUUGUGAACUUUACGUUAUAACGCGUGACGAUUUUCAAAAGGCCAUUGCGGAUUUUCCUAAUCUUUUGAGCAAACUGCAAAGAUUAGCUCUUGAAAUUCUUGAUAAAGCACCGGUUUUAGAGGAGGCAUUUGGCCGAGAUCAUUCUAUGCCCUCCAAUAUUAAUAUAAGUAAUAUUAUUUAUAAGAGGAAGGAAUAGAAUAUAUAUAUAUGCUAUAUGUACCAUAUGUAUUAUUGCUGUCAGUUGUGAUAUUCACUAAAGAUUAUACGUUCGUUUUAACAAUUUUAAAGACUAUUUUCUUGCUUUAAAAGUCUAAACAGAUAAUUCAACAAUUAAACAAUAUAUAU